Molecule: messenger RNA, 627 nt
Organism: Acanthosepion pharaonis
Lineage: Eukaryota; Metazoa; Mollusca; Cephalopoda; Sepiida; Sepiidae
Source: the annotation of a GenBank genome assembly
AUGCCGUUACUCAUUAUCUAUGUAAGUCUGUUAGGUCUCACUCUCUUUCUCUCUCGCAUUUCCUCUCUCUCUCUUUCGCUAUCUAUCUAUCUAUCUAUCUAUCUAUCUAUCUAUCUAUCUAUCUAUUUCAGUCUUUUUUAUCUAUCUAUCUAUCUAUCUAUCUAUCUAUCUCCGCCAAUUUUUGUCUUUCUUUCUUUCUUUCUUUCUUUCUUUCUUUCUUUCUUUCUUUCAAUAUUUUGGAAAUUUUCUUUAUUUCGUUCGUUCGUUCGUUCGUUCUUUCCUUCCUCCCUUCCUUUCUUCCUUCCUUACUUUCGUUCUUUCUUUCUUUCUUUCUUUCUUUCUUUCUUUCUCAUUGCAUAUUUUUCAAACCUUCAUUCCUUAUUUCUUUCUCAAAGAAUAUUUUGGAAAUUUACUUUAUUUCGUUCGUUCCUUCCAUCCUUCCUUCCUUCCUUCUUUCCUUCCUUUCUUUCUUUCUUUCUUUCUCGUUGCAUAUUUUUCAAACUUUCAUUCCUUAUUUCUUUCUCUAAGAAUAUUUUGGAAAUUUUAUUUAUUUCCUUCCUUCCUUCCUUCCUUCCUUCCUUCCUUUCUCGUUGCAUAUUUUUCAAACUUUUCUUCCUUUCUCCGUGA